This is a messenger RNA of Daphnia carinata, 1115 nucleotides long. RefSeq names its product protein-S-isoprenylcysteine O-methyltransferase-like. The coding region runs from base 219 to 1097 and encodes 292 amino acids. Gene Ontology annotation, biological process: C-terminal protein methylation. NCBI's taxonomy places the organism in Eukaryota, Metazoa, Arthropoda, Branchiopoda, Diplostraca, Daphniidae. Gene Ontology annotation, molecular function: protein C-terminal S-isoprenylcysteine carboxyl O-methyltransferase activity. The transcript has 4 exons. The record is from RefSeq and is a predicted model, not a curated record. Gene Ontology annotation, cellular component: membrane; endoplasmic reticulum.
ACGCUGUCAUGAUUUUAGUAGACGUGAAUAAUUUUCUUGUGGAAUAUGUUUCUUACUCUUGUAUGCUAGGAUUGUUAUUUGUAAAUUUUGUGGGUAUAAUUCUAACAGUAAAUUGAGCGCUUUCUCCGCCAUGAAGUCAGUAACAUCCGUUUCUUGUUGAAGACUAGUCAUAAUUAGCCUCUGUCAAAGAUAUUUAUUAUAUAUCAACUAUACAAGUCAUGCAUAUUCAUGGGAAAAUAGGGUGCUUUAGUUUUGUGGUUGCUUUCCUUCUUAAUCUCAUCAUCACUGUUUUCGUCGCGCUUCAUUUGCAUUCACCGGAAAUUGCUCAUGAAGAAAAACCUACUAUUGGACUUCAUUAUGCCAUACUCAUUUCAUGUGUCCUGUUAAUAAUCAGUUGUCUGUCAUCACGAAUUUGUUGUCAAGGACAAAUUUUUGAAAUUGUUUGGAGAUCCAUACUACUUGGGAUAGGCCAAGCAUUGGGAAUUACAGUUACAUCUUGUUGUAGUACAAACUAUCAUUCAUUAGGAUGGUACAUUUCAAUUAUGUCUUUUUUCCACUUUUCUGAAUUUGUUGUGACAUCAGUAAUAAGGCCCCAAAACCUAACACCUGAAAGUUUUUUGCUUAACCACAGUAAAGCAUAUGGUAUAGCAGCCUUAGUUUCUUGGGUUGAAUAUUGGACUGAAUUGUGGCUUUUCCCAGGUUUAAAGAAGAAUUAUUGGAUAAGCGGAAUUGGUCUGUUUCUUUGUAUUGGAGGAGAAAUUGUAAGGAAGACUGCCAUGCUGACCGCCUUCCAUAAUUUUGAUCAUCUUAUCAGGACCCAGCGUGAAGAACAUCACCAACUUGUCACUGGAGGCAUCUACAGCCUGUGCCGUCAUCCGAGUUAUGUAGGAUGGUUUUAUUGGUCCAUCGGUACACAAAUUAUUUUAUGUAAUCCAUUGUGCUCUGUUGCAUACUUGAUCGCAUCUUGGAAGUUUUUUUAUGAACGCGUGUUUGAAGAAGAAAUGACUCUUUUGCAUUUCUUUGGUCAUGAGUAUGUUGUUUACCAAUCCAAAGUGCCUACUGGUUUGCCAUUUAUUCACGGGUAUAAUAUAAAUUAAUCCGUCCCUUAUUCGAAA